Molecule: messenger RNA, 2366 nt
Organism: Acanthochromis polyacanthus (spiny chromis)
Lineage: Eukaryota; Metazoa; Chordata; Actinopteri; Pomacentridae
Product: zinc finger protein OZF-like
Exons: 2
Coding region: 78-1853 (591 amino acids)
Biological process (GO): regulation of transcription by RNA polymerase II
Molecular function (GO): RNA polymerase II cis-regulatory region sequence-specific DNA binding; DNA-binding transcription factor activity, RNA polymerase II-specific
Source: RefSeq, a predicted model, not a curated record
GGAUGUAAACAAAGAAGCAUGAGUUGAGUUUGCUUCACUGCUGUGUGGACUGAGCUAUAAAACGGCUGUAUUAUAGUAUGAAUGAGAAAUAUCAGAGCGAUAAAGUAACGAUGUGUUCAGUUGAGUAUCUGAGAGAGUUGAUCAGCGACAGACUAGCUGCUGCUGCUGGAGAAAUAUUCUCAGAGUUUGAAAAAACCAUCGUCCAGUACCAGGAGGAGAUCGAUCGUCAGCGCAGACUGCUGGAUGUCAUCUGGAAACCACACAUCCCCUUACAGCCCAUAGAGCUCCCACAGUCUUAUGUCUGUGAGAAUGAGAAGACUGUUGUUGACCAUCAGCCCCAUGACCAGGAGAGAAACUCCAUGGUGGACCAUGAGGACCCAGAGCCUCCACGGAUUACAGAUCAGCAGGAGGAAUUCUGCACCAGUCAGGACCAAUCAAACCCAGAGAUUUCUCAAAUUAAAAUGGAACAGGAAGAAUUGUGCACCAGUCUGGACCAAUCAAACCCAGGGUUACCACAAAUUAAAGUGGAACAGGAUGAACUCUGCUCCAGUCAGGAGGAAGAGUUAAUUGGAUUGAAACAGGAGACUGAUACCUUUGAGGUGACUCCUGCUGAUGAGGAAAGUGACCACAGUGAACCAAAACCAAACAGUGAUCAGCUCCUGUUUCACAUCUCUUGUGUAGCUGAGAGCCCAGAUCAGGAAGGAUGCAAGGAUGUAGACUCAGGAUCAACUAGAUGUAUCGAGCAGAAACCAAGACAUCAGAGUAACAACAGUCACAGUAAUGAUGUAGACAAUGCUCCAACAUCAGCGAGACAGUGUGAUAAUGACAAGGCAACAAAAUCUGCAACUUGCAAAGUCUGUGGAAAAGCUUUUAGUUGUAAAUCAGAUUUAAUCAAACAUCACAAAACCCACACAGGUGAGAAGCCAUAUUCUUGUGAAACCUGUGGAAAAAGCUUCAGUCAACGGGUCCAUUUGACUGUUCACAUGAGAUGUCACACAGGUGAGAAGCCGUAUGUUUGUGGAACCUGUGAAAAAAGCUUUAGUCAACGGACCUCUUUGACUGACCACAUGAGACUUCACACAGGUGAGAAGCCAUAUUCUUGUGGAACCUGUGGAAAAAGCUUCAGUAAACGGGUCCAUUUGACUGUUCACAUGAGAUGUCACACAGGUGAGAAGCCGUAUGUUUGUGGAACCUGUGAAAAAAGCUUUAGUCAACAGACCUCUUUGACUGACCACAUGAGAUGUCACACAGGUGAGAAGCCAUAUUCUUGUGGAACCUGUGAAAAAAGCUUUAGUCAACGGACCUCUUUGACUGACCACAUGAGAUGUCACACAGGUGAGAAGCCAUAUUCUUGUGGAACCUGUGAAAAAAGCUUUAGUCAACGGACCUCUUUGACUGACCACAUGAGAUGUCACACAGGUGAGAAGCCAUAUUCUUGUGGAACCUGUGAAAAAAGCUUUAGUCAACGGACCUCUUUGACUGACCACAUGAGACUUCACACAGGUGAGAAGCCAUAUUCUUGUGGAACCUGUGAAAAAAGCUUUAGUCAACGGACCUCUUUGACUGAACACAUGAGACGUCACACAGGUGAGAAACCAUAUGUUUGUCACAUUUGUGGAAAAAGAUUUUCUGGUUCAUCAGCACAUAAUAGGCACAUGGCAGUUCACAAAAUGGGAAAACCAUAUUCUUGUGGAACCUGUGGUAAAAGCUUUAGUCGACAGGACCAUUUGACUGUCCACUUAAGACGUCACACAGGUGAGAAGCCAUAUUCUUGUGGAACCUGUGGAAAAAGCUUUAAAUAUAGUUAUCAAUUAAAAGCCCACAUGAGAAUCCACACAGCUGAGAAGUCCUGAUCCUGAAACAUCUGUGGAAAACAUAAUGUCAGAACUAAGGUUGAAACAACAUGUAAGAGUUGGUACAGGUUAAAAGUAGAUGUUUUAGAUUUAAAGCAGCUUUAGUCUGUGGUUCAACAACAACUGUGAGGAAGUAUGUAAGCAAUCCUUGAUGAUUAGACCAGAUGGAGUCUGGACUGUGGUGGUGGUGGAGCAGGCAGAAGAACCAAACUGAAUGUCUGGAUGGAUAUGGUAUUGGUACAGACUGCUACAUUUCUGCUAUCAUGACAUCCUUCAUCAGCAGAGCAGUGAUUGGAGAUAAUGUGAAGCUGUUUGGAACAUUUUCACAUCCUGCUGAGAGAACAUGGCUGUUCAGGUGUGAACAUACUGCUGGAAUCCACUCAGCUUGAGCUCUGCUGUCUUUCAAGUAAAAGGAGGCAACGAGAUACAGAGACAUUGUGACAGUAGGACACAACAGAGUGUGUCACUGCAGCAGAGGAGAUCUGGACGUGAAAUAAAGUUGUAAUAAAACGU